UUCUCAACGAAGUGUUUAUCUUUGCUCAUCGUCUCUGAUCAAGAGCCUAGCCGACGAAGACCGCUGCUAUACAAUGCUUCGACACUUCUCCAUCCCGUGCGGAAGGGAUUUUCGCCUUUGCCUCAACAUAGCAGAGCCAGCUUUACGGGCACAAGGCUUAAGUCUCCAGACCUGGGCCUCGUCCUUUGUGCUCGCGAGCCUGCUCCAUAAACUGUCGAUCGAUCUUUCUUCCCCUGCUCCCAUACCAGUCCUGGAGCUCGGUGCGGGUACCGGUCUUGUCGGUUUAACUGCAGCGGCACUCUGGAAAUCUCCAGUGAUCCUUACCGACCUGCCACCGAUUGUUCCUGGGCUGGCUAGUAAUAUCAAACUCAAUGCAGCCACCGUGAAGACUCUGGUUGAGUGUGGUUCGUUGGACUGGAGUAACCCGGAGACUCUUGCCGUCCAAGGUGGUACACUAUAUCACGCGGAAAGGGAUAAAGCCCGCGUUAUCCUCGCCGCAGACACUGUAUACUCAGAGGAGCAUCCCGAGUUGCUCUCCAAAGCGAUACUCCGAUGGCUUGCUCCAGGACCCUCAUCUCGUGUCAUUUUGACAUACCCUAUGCGUGUGGCUUACCUGGACCAAAUUCGGGAGUUGUGGCAGUUUCUGGAAAAGGGUGGUCUCGAAGCUGUUCGUGAAGGUCGUGAGCAAGCUGAACUCGACAUCUGGGACGAUGAACGUCUCUGCGAGUGGAGUGUAUGGAGAUGGCAGCAGAACUCCACUCAUGAUCAGGGCCACACCAAGACGUGAAGAACGAACAAGACUUGUCAAGACUGCCUAAUCAUCGCCCCUGCCAUCACACUCUUGACAACGGAGCUACGCACACAAUACUUGGAUACCCUUCCUUUCGCAGCAUAAUUCCAUACUAAUAUAGACAUACAAUAGACGGGCUUCUUCACACAAAAUUUUGCAUAUCCAAUGGAUCUCUAAGCAAAAUUGCACCGGGUGCUUGCCGAUCUGGA
Messenger RNA from Cladophialophora immunda, 999 nucleotides. RefSeq lists its product as uncharacterized. The transcript has a single exon. The coding region runs from base 74 to 787 and encodes 237 amino acids. The record is from RefSeq and is a predicted model, not a curated record. Lineage: Eukaryota; Fungi; Ascomycota; Eurotiomycetes; Chaetothyriales; Herpotrichiellaceae.